Arabidopsis thaliana (thale cress) is the source of this 1529-nucleotide messenger RNA. RefSeq names its product RNA-binding (RRM/RBD/RNP motifs) family protein. NCBI's taxonomy places the organism in Eukaryota, Viridiplantae, Streptophyta, Magnoliopsida, Brassicales, Brassicaceae. The record is from RefSeq and is marked reviewed. The transcript is spliced from 10 exons. The coding region runs from base 28 to 897 and encodes 289 amino acids. Gene Ontology annotation, molecular function: nucleic acid binding; RNA binding.
ACCGGCCACGAGAUUAAGUCGUUGUCAAUGGAUGAUUUGGAAGCUUACUAUUCUCACUAUAAUUUACCGGCGAUGGUUCCUCCUCCGCCGCCGGGAGUUUCUCCGAUUCCAAUUACUUCAGCUCAUUCCGUCUAUUUGCCUACCCAUGUCUCAAUUGGAGCUCGCGAUGAGGUUAGGACGCUUUUCGUCGCCGGACUUCCUGAAGAUGUCAAGCCUCGGGAGAUCUACAAUCUCUUUCGUGAGUUCCCAGGAUAUGAGACUUCGCAUCUCCGGAGCUCAGAUGGAGCUAAGCCCUUCGCAUUUGCUGUGUUCUCGGAUCUGCAAUCAGCUGUAGCGGUGAUGCAUGCUCUCAAUGGAAUGGUGUUUGAUCUUGAAAAGCAUUCUACUCUUCACAUUGACCUUGCCAAAUCAAAUCCCAAAUCUAAGCGUUCAAGAACAGAUGAUGGUUGGGAAAGCUUGAAAAAACUCAAGUCUUGGAACACUACUACUGAAUCUGGUUUUGGCAGCUUUCAAACUCCUGGAAUGAGUAGUUCUGCUUACAACACAAUUGGUUAUUCACCUGCACAAAGUCAAGGAAUUGCUAAUGUUGCUGGGAGGGCACCGACUUCUAGAAAACCUAGUAAGGCGGCAGAUCCUUGUCCAACACUUUUCAUAGCGAAUAUGGGACCAAAUUGCACCGAAGCUGAGCUAAUUCAAGUUUUCUCGAGAUGCCGUGGAUUCUUGAAGCUGAAGAUUCAGGGUACAUAUGGGACUCCUGUUGCAUUUGUUGAUUUCCAGGACGUCAGUUGCUCAAGUGAAGCACUACAUACUCUUCAAGGCACAGUGCUUUACUCAUCCCUCACUGGGGAAGUUUUGAGGCUGCAAUCACGGAUGGGAAUGCGUAAGAAGAUUAAUUAGGGUUAGAAUUGAUUAAGCUCUGAUAAGUAAAGAUAAAGUAGAAAUGUCAUGCCAAAACAGCAUAGGUACUGAACUUUGCUAUAUGUAUGUAUAGUUAGAGUCCGCAGAUUAUAAUUUAUCAUGGUUCCUUCAUACCCAAAGGAGGAGAAUAGUGUUGUUGGGGUCGUCAAUAAUCCAUAUGGUCAAGUUUAAUCGUCAUCGUAGUAGCAAACUAACUGUGAGUUACCGUCAAAGACCAUUUAUGGCCCACGUAAAACGACGCCGUUUAAAUCUGAGUCAAAGCCCAUUUGUGGCCCACGUCGAAACACAGUCGUUUCACUCCGACUAGUAAACUAAAAUCCCGGAAAUUCUCAUCCGCAUGAGCUCCGGUGAAAAAUGGAGACGUAAGCAGGAGCCUCUCGUCUCUGCAAUCUGAGACCUCGAAAGACCUAAAAUCCUUCAACAGGUAACACUUUAAUUCCUCUUUCGCCUAGAAAGAAUCUCGUGUUUGUUUUUGGGUUUUAGCUAAGAAUUUUAGGAAAAAGCUUGGAACAUAUUUGGCUCUCUUAUGAAUUGCAUUUGGUUUGUACUUAUGAUCUCUGUGUGGAAUCGAAUCAAAAUUAUCAAUCUGAAAGUGACAAUGAUCCCUGGUU